AUAAACAAACCCACCACUAAUUCCGUGCUUUGCUUGUAAACUUUUGUGUUGUGAAAUACCUAUGUAUUUCGAUUUGGCACAAAAGAAUCCGUCUACUUAAUCGUUAUUUUUCGACAAUCACACUUCAGUACUAGCACAGUGUUCCAAGGUAAAGUUCUUCAAAAUGGAAAUGGAAAUUAUUUGUUCACCUCCACCUGCAAAAGUUGAGUCACCAGAUAGGCCAGUGCUAAAUAUAUCUGGAAGGGUAAAACCUCCCAUGAAUACUCCCCGGAUAAGAGGAAAAAAGAAACCCCCCACUGUUACAGAGGCACCUAAAGUGAAUCCAAACACAUUUCCAGUGAUUCUAAGCAGAAUCCUUCUGAAAACUGAUGUUCCACCUGUAGCUCCGCCGAAAAUAAAUCCAGCCGACUAUGUGCAGUACCUUUGUUUUCUCUGCCUUGAGAAACCAGCCAGUCGAAGGCGUGUCUAUCAUAUGUUCAUAACAACGGAAAAGGAUAUUGGCAAGGACUAUGAAAAAACCAGGAAGCUGUAUGAAAAUCGAAAGGAGUACAAAAAUGUUAACAAUAUAUCUGUGCAAACAAUAUGUGCGCGGGCAUUGUACCGCAGAGUUCAGACAAAGUUCGCGGAUAUGCAGUGGAACAAGGCCGGCAAUGUUUUUGAGACUGAGAUGAUAGGUCUUAAGGAUUCCUGGAGCAUUUCUGAUCAAGUUUAUGCUAUGCGCCUCGAGGAACACGAGCGACUUUUCAAUUACAUAAAGUUUAUGAAGUCAACGAACAGCUAAAUACUACCUUUCGAUUUUAAUUUUUAACUAGUGUAAAUUGUGAUAUCUUAUUUUAAUUUUCUGUAUUAAAUCGCUUCACUGUGCGUACUUAAAGUA
Molecule: messenger RNA, 877 nt
Organism: Drosophila eugracilis
Lineage: Eukaryota; Metazoa; Arthropoda; Insecta; Diptera; Drosophilidae
Exons: 1
Coding region: 164-781 (205 amino acids)
Source: RefSeq, a predicted model, not a curated record